GCUGCAACUGCAGUUCAUUGAAGCGCGCAUCGCGCAUGUUGUUUUGAAUGGGUUUAGUUUUUUGUUAUGCUAAAGAAUAGCAUUUUAACGCCACUCCAUAUUUUACCAUACAACAAAUGCCAUUUGCGAGAAUCCAGGUUUCCAUGGUGACCACCACUUGGAACAGAACCUAAGUACUACGUACAGCAAAACCAACAGAUAGCUUUGCUGAAAUAUUUGCAAGAACAUCAAGACUAUCAGAUUUCUGCCCCUUCAUGUGAUAUGGAUAUUGAAGCCAACGGAAUGGCGGGAACAAGCGCAAACGUGCUGCAGCGGAAGUAUGUUUCGGUGUUCCGCAUCGAUGGAGAACCCAUUAUACCCCCACUGAUGACUACGGAAAAAGUACGACAGAUGCAAAAAUUAAAAGAAAAAGCUUUGAAAAUUGAACAACGUUUAAAAGAACGCAAAUUGCGCUUUGCGAACAAAGAAAACGACGGAGCGAAUGCGGAAGUAUUGCUGUGUGAAACAUCGAGAUCGUCUAUUGCUGCUGACAGCUUAUCGCACAGAUCACAGGAUUUAAGCGAGGCCAAUCGAAAAGCAACGGAGGAAUCAAUGAUGCUUUUGCAAGACAUCAUACGAAGACAGUCGGGGGAGAGCGAAGACCACAGAGCUCAUGGUCGAGUAAGCCAAAGUCCUAAAAAGCAGAGCAAUGACGAGAAAUUGAGAAAAUUACAGAAAUCGGAAACUCUUAUCUACGACAACUCCAAAAACGAGGUUAUAAAACAAAUACAAAAUCUGCAGGACAGUGAGGAGGCGGCUAAGCAACGGCCCACAAGUAUGAAUUAUUCGCCGCCGAAAAAACCAAAUUUUUUGCUCUUGGCCAGCCUCAAUGAACCAUGUAUACCUUCGAUUUGCAUUAAUCCUCCCACACCCUUGGUAGGUAAUCGACAAUUCGGUGAACAGUUGGAUGCCACAAGAGAUUUGCAGGAUUCCGAUGACAGUCUCAGUAGCAUGUAUACACACAGUGAUAGGCGACAACCACCUCCAGUGCCAGAACGCACGUACAUAACGAAGUUGACCCGCAGUGGAAAGAUACACGAUUUGAAGAUAUAUAAUACUGCCAAAAAUGUUUCGACCAAGGUGCAGCAGUACGAAGUCGCCAACAGCGACCAAUCAUCAUAUGUAGCUACACCCAACUCUAGCCCAGACAAAGUUGUAUCGAAAAAAGUCGCCUCUAUUAAUACAAUGAACCGCUCAGCCACCAGUCCUUCCAUAAAACUCAAUAUGGAAAAAUCAUGUUUGAAUACUACUAAUAAUUCUCACAUUUCUCCAGAUAAUUCUCUUGUCAGAUCUUCAUCAUUUACUUUGGAAGCACCCUCGAAGGCCCUCAUCGAACAUAUGCGACAACAGCGUUCUUCUUCUCGUAAUAAAACAUCUAAUGGCCAAGUAAAUAGAACACCACCCUCAAUUAAUGCGGAAAUGACACGAAAAAGUCCUACAAUAUCACGAGUACAUCGCGACACAGUUGAGUCGAAGGCAAAACGUGUUCAGAAAGUGGAUUUGAAACCAGCUCGUCAGAAAAUUCUACCAAAAGCUUCACAACAAAAACUGGCUCAGGCUGCUGUUGCCUCUAUAGCACCGUACAAAAGUAAUAGCUCCAGCUAUGCCACACACGGUAGUACCAGUAAUUUAUAUAAAACAAAGAGGUCACCCUAUGACCCACCCACAAGUUAUACGAAAUCAUCUCCACUACAAACUAAAGCAAGAAGUUCGUCGCAGGUGAGAAAAUCGCCCACGCCUUCUGUGGCAUCGACCACAAGUCGACGUCCCACCAUGAAAUCUAGUGUAUCGAAGAGUACCAUUCAGAGCCCACCGAAUUUGGACAAAGAUGCCUUGAAUCAAAUGGAUAAAGAGCAAAAGGAGAAAUUUGUGCGCCUCCUUAGGCAGCAAGAAGAAGAACAAAGAAAAUUAAAGCAAGCAUUUGAAAUGCAGCAAAAAUUACUUAUCGAACAGUUGAACAAGGAAAUGGCAUCAUCACAACUCAACUCCCCACCAUCUGACUCCUCUAGAAUGGGAUCUUCAAGGCCCGCUUCAACCUUGACACAACACAGCGAAAAUUCAAAUGAUCAGUCUUCUAGUGCCUCUCCCGAUUCGCCACAACAAUGUUCAACAAACCGGCAGUACUCCCAGAAAAUCUUGCCAUACACCAAUGAAAAUAACUUGCCAUCCACAGGCAAUGUGGGUCACCAUACCACAGACUACUCUCAAGUGCCUUCACUAACUCUCUCGAAUUUAUCCUCAAUCGAUCAUUCAAAUGCCAAUAUUUCCCUGGAAUCUUCAUCACUGUAUCAUGGAUGUGACCAAAGCACCUAUAGAACAGACACAACCAUAACACCUGAAGAGAAUGCACAUAAACAUUCAAUGGGAGCUGGUGCCAGCUCUGCAUCGCGACGAAGAUUAUUUCCCCAGGAACAUAAUGCAACGGCUGUGCCCACUUCGACUGGGGAGACAUCAAUGCGACCAUUUAAUACAGUUUCCUCAAAUAAUCAUCGUUUAAUGUCAGAUUUACAUAAAGGAACUGGAACUGUAGCUAUUAGUGGCAGUAAUUCUAAUGGCAGACGUGAAAUUGAUCAAAUCAAUAGAGCCAAUGCUGCAGCCACGAUUAUAAAUGCCUAUGCAAGGGGUUUUCUUGUGCGGCGACUCUUUAAGACCGAACAAAUUCAACGUAUCGUUCAAACCAUUCAUGAUACAUUGAUAUUUGUUUUGAACUUGCACAUGGAAACUUGUGAGAAUCCCGAGGAGGGCAAUACUCCGGCCAAUAUCAAGCUAAAAGCCAGACUACUUCAACAGCUAUCUUCGGCCACCCACACUCUACAUUUGGUACUCUUUCAAACAUCUGUUAAUGAGCGAAUGGAAAUUAUAGCACGUGAUCGCAAGCGCAUAAAACACAAACUCAUGACAAUGAGUCGAAACAGCUCUUCAAGAAGAACUCCAAGAAUUGCCGGCUGAAAUUCAGUUUUAUUGAAAAGGAAAUUGAAGCUAGACUCACAUCUCAACAAGGCAUUAAUUAACAAAAAUAUUGAAUUUAAAUUAAAUCAUUAAAAACAAAACAAAAAAAAUUAUUAAAACUACGAAUUAAGCAAAGAGUUUGAAACUCCUUAUUUUUCUAUAUGUUUGAAGAACCGAAAAAAUUGUAAUGAAUUCAAAUUACAACAAAUAAAUGGAACAAGGAAUGGAUUUUUGGAAUCAUCGCCCACUUAA
Stomoxys calcitrans (stable fly) is the source of this 3240-nucleotide messenger RNA. It is a transcript of the gene Cp110, whose product is annotated as formin-J. The transcript has 6 exons. Gene Ontology annotation, molecular function: protein binding. Lineage: Eukaryota; Metazoa; Arthropoda; Insecta; Diptera; Muscidae. Bases 262 to 2988 code for a protein of 908 amino acids. Gene Ontology annotation, cellular component: centriole. Gene Ontology annotation, biological process: centriole replication; regulation of cytokinesis; centrosome duplication. The record is from RefSeq and is a predicted model, not a curated record.